This is a messenger RNA of Suillus subalutaceus, 1307 nucleotides long. RefSeq lists its product as uncharacterized. Bases 119 to 1102 code for a protein of 327 amino acids. Gene Ontology annotation, molecular function: metalloendopeptidase activity. NCBI's taxonomy places the organism in Eukaryota, Fungi, Basidiomycota, Agaricomycetes, Boletales, Suillaceae. The record is from RefSeq and is a predicted model, not a curated record. The transcript has 6 exons. Gene Ontology annotation, biological process: membrane protein intracellular domain proteolysis; regulation of response to endoplasmic reticulum stress. Gene Ontology annotation, cellular component: cytoplasm; membrane.
CUUUGCAUCAGUCAAAUUGUGCAUGAAAGUGGGCAUGCCAUCACUGCAGCAAUUCAUCGGAUUCCUAUGUUAGCAGCAGGAGCAUCUAUAACCUUAAUGUUCCCCGGCCGCAUUCGUGAUGUUACCUUCCGCAAGGGUAGAGGAAUUGUCUUCACUCGAUCGCUUACGGGUCAUUACUUCAGGCUGUUUUCAUAACCUGACGCUCUGGCUGAUUCUACUGGCUGCAGCCUGGUCUGGUAUCGGACAACGGAUACUGUUAGUAGGGUACGAAGAUGUUUUUACCCGAGGGUUAAUCGUGACGCAUGUUGAGGCAGAUUCCCCUCUGAGCAUGCAUCUUCCUGUUGGAUCUUUCCUGACGACACUUGACGAUUUUCCGUUGAACUCAUCUCGCGAUGCAUGGUCCACUUAUCUAUUGGAACCUACUCCAGCUGCCUACAAGCAGGGGUGGUGUGUGGAGACGUCGCGGCUUAGCGAUGAUCACCAGUGUUGCGUGGAUACUGCAUCAUCGUCAUCAUGUUUUGUGUCAUUUGAAAGUGCAAUGGAGGAGUAUUGUACCGAUCCGGUAGCCGUACUGUCAAAAAUGCAAAACCGAUGCGACUCCUCAAUAUCGUGUCUGGAAUCGCAGUCGUGCAUCAAACCGAGGGGAGACCGAGACAUCUUACGGAUUACGGUGCACGAAGGGGCAGGCACUGAAGACGAGCGCAUCGUGCUCUGGAGUGGUCCCAAGUACGAGGUUUGGGAGCAAGUUCAAACAACGCAUCUCGCACCGCGUUUCGGAAUUAUACCACUAGGACUACCCCCCGUACUCGCAGAUUUCUUCCAGUAUCUGAAGCUCACAAAUCUUUCAUUAUAUCUUCUCAACUCGCUGCCCCUGCCCGCAUUGGAUGGAUCUCAAUUGCUAAUAAUUUUACUGGAAAUGGUCUUCACUGGAUGGUUUCAUACUCCCUCAACCAUCCUCGACAUCGAGGCACUGAGAACUCGCGGAAGCCGUUCACAUGAAAGGAGAGUGCAGCGGGUACUUCGAACCUUCGUAAUGAUCGGUACAUGCACACUUUUGGGGCUGUGCGUCAUGCUUGGUAUUAUAGAAUGGAUGAUUGUAUGAAUCAAAGGCUGUAUAAGUCAAGCAAGGCGAAAGCUAACUGUCUUUGUUCAUAAUAAGACAAGUACAUGUGACCUGCAUGCAUAUUCAUCAUAGGUCGGUGGUGCAUAAGUCGAUCGGCGCCUCUCCAUUGCGACGCAUGCAUCAUACUACAGUGUGAGACGAAAGAAGGGUUUUACUUCUUCUUCGGUGUUGCGCCGAGUUCUAC